AUGCAUCGAUACGAUACAUUGAUACAUCGCCGGCUGACCGGGACUUUCAGACUCGCAGCUAGGGUCAGGGCGGGGAACCAAAACCACAGCGAAUGGAGUACAUGGACGUCAGAAAGAGGCAAGAGAAUCCGGCUGCCGCGAAUCUGCCGUUGUCUGGCCGUGCUGAGUCCUGGGUCUGGGCUGGUUCGAUGGAAUCGAUUCAUCGAAUGUGAUGGCUGCCUCCAUCUCCUCUUUUCGUGCCUCUUUCCCGCGGCCUUUUGCCUCACCUCUCCCACUUCCUCCACCUCUCCGAGAUACCAUGCCCCUCCUUUCCAGAGUAUCUCCUUGGGGCCAGUCAGAUAUCGGACAGGUAUCGGCAAGGUUCGAGACGGCAGCGAGGCUGGGCGACAAAGGUGCGCAAAGGGAGACUCGGGGAGCUCUGAAAGCUACCUCUGGCUCGGCAUCUCCAAGUCGGUCUCAGUGGUCUUUUUGCCUGGUACCUACACAGUAGAUGUAUGGGGAAAGCUGAAGACGUCCCAUCAUUGGCCGCGUGGUUCGUCUGCCCUCCACCCGAACGAGAGCUUCCCUUGCCCGCUUCAGUUGGCAGCACCGCCCAUGGCACGAUGA
Colletotrichum tamarilloi is the source of this 606-nucleotide messenger RNA. RefSeq lists its product as uncharacterized. Bases 1 to 606 code for a protein of 201 amino acids. Lineage: Eukaryota; Fungi; Ascomycota; Sordariomycetes; Glomerellales; Glomerellaceae. The record is from RefSeq and is a predicted model, not a curated record. The transcript has a single exon.